This is a messenger RNA of Drosophila bipectinata, 1497 nucleotides long. RefSeq names its product MORF-related gene 15 (gene MRG15). Gene Ontology annotation, biological process: chromatin organization; regulation of DNA-templated transcription. Gene Ontology annotation, cellular component: NuA4 histone acetyltransferase complex; nucleus. NCBI's taxonomy places the organism in Eukaryota, Metazoa, Arthropoda, Insecta, Diptera, Drosophilidae. The record is from RefSeq and is a predicted model, not a curated record.
GUCCACACUGAUCUCUAAUAUUUUGUAUUUUGCAAUAAAAUGGGAGAAGUUAAACCCGCUAAAGUGGAAAACUGGAGUACGGGGACAGAUGCAAACACUCUGUUUACGGACGGAGAACGAGUGCUAUGCUUCCAUGGCCCUCUCAUUUACGAGGCAAAGGUGCUGAAAUCAAAACCCGAUGCGACGCCGGUUGAAUACUACAUCCACUAUGCUGGCUGGAGUAAAAACUGGGACGAAUGGGUACCCGAGAGCCGAGUUCUGAAGUACAAUGAGGACAAUGUUAAACGCCGUCAGGAGCUCGCCCGCCAAUGCGGCGAACGGUCAAAGAAGGACAAUAAGAAGGGAAGCGCCAAAGCGAAGAAAAUGGAGCAGAUACGCAUCGAAUCUCGAGCAUCAACUCCUUCAAAGGACAGCACAACGUCGCAAUCGACCGCCAGCAGCACGCCGACGGCCAGCACGGGUCCCGCUACUAAGACGGAUGCUGCUAAUACUAGUAGCACGGCCCCCAACAGUGCAACUCCCACAGCAACCAGCAGGGCCAAUCGAAAAUCAACACAAUCUGCCUCAGCAUCUGUUCGCCCCGGAACACCUAGUGACAAAAAAGACGAAUCGACAGCCGCCGACACAACAGAGGAUGAGGCAGCCACCCCGGUGGCCCCUAAGAAGAAACGAAUGAGCGAACAACGGCCAUCCCUCACAGGAAGCGAUGUGGCGACGACAGAAAAGCUGCCGCCAACGACACCUUCGGCCGAACCAGCACCGUGUGUGGAAAGCGAGGAGUCGUAUGCCGCCAAGCUAGAGGUUAAGAUAAAGAUACCGGACGAACUGAAACACUACCUAACUGAUGAUUGGUACGCCGUGGUGCGGGAGCACAAGCUUCUGGAGCUGCCCGCUAAAGUUACCGUUCAACAGAUUGCCGAACAGUAUUUGGCGCACAAAAAGUCUGUUAAGUCGACCAGUGCCAGCAAGGAGGUGGCCAUCAACGACGUGCUCGAUGGAAUUGUUGAAUACUUCAACGUCAUGCUGGGCUCCCAGCUACUGUACAAGUUUGAGCGCACUCAGUACGCGGAUGUAAUGCAAAAGCAUCCGGAUACACCUCUCUCAGAGCUUUACGGUUCUUUCCACUUACUACGCCUGUUUGUCCGUCUGGGCUCCAUGCUCAGCUAUUCCGCCCUGGACCAGCAGUCCAUGCAAAAUCUGCUCGUACAUCUGCAGGAUUUUCUGAAGUUUCUAGUGAAGAACAGUGCCAUGUAUUUUAACAUGAGCAACUUUAUCAAUGUGGACCCCGAAUAUGUGCGAAAUGCUCAAUAAGCAGUACAAACUCAUCUAUUUCUUUUUGACUUGAUGAAACAAUUCGAAGUGCUUUUUCAUCCAAACAAUUUGCAAUAGCUCGAUAGUAGCUCUUCACAGCUGGUUUGUAUAUUAAAACACGCGUAACAAGAUUAAAAGUAAGCUAAUUGUAAUGCUAAUAAAAUGUCAGCACAUUGUAAAGAUUAA